Molecule: messenger RNA, 814 nt
Organism: Chiroxiphia lanceolata (lance-tailed manakin)
Lineage: Eukaryota; Metazoa; Chordata; Aves; Passeriformes; Pipridae
Gene: NRTN
Product: neurturin
Exons: 3
Coding region: 125-796 (223 amino acids)
Molecular function (GO): glial cell-derived neurotrophic factor receptor binding; growth factor activity; receptor tyrosine kinase binding
Source: RefSeq, a predicted model, not a curated record
AGCAGAAAUCACCGCGCUUGGCUCCGCAUCCAGCGGGAUUCCCUCCCCCGCCGGGCGCCCGCUGCGUAUCCCGGUAAUUAAUGACAGGAAAGCCCAGAGCUCCAAUGUCCUGACUCGCUCUAAGAUGAGGGUAUGGAAGUUUGCAGCCAUCGCAUCGAUGCUCCUCAGCUCCAUGUUGUCCAUCUUAGUUUGUAGAGACAUGUUCAGCGGAAGCCGGGAACACGGCCCCUUGUCUUCCUCACAGGCAUCUUCCUCCUCCUCCUCCUCCUCCUCCUCCUCCUCACUGCCAGCAGCUCCACGGAGAUCCCCACGGGCCCUGCAACGCCCCGGCUCUCUGCUCUCCCAGUACAGCAGCCUGCUGGAGAGCUACACCGAGGGCGAGAUCCGCCAGCUCGUCUCGGCGCUGGUGGAGCGCUACAGCCAGGCCAUGAACUCGGGGGGCCACGAGCUGCCGCUCUUCCCGCGGGCCGGCAGCCGCCGCAAGCGCGCCCGGGCCCGCCACAAACCCUGCGAGCUGCGGGAGCUGGAGGUGAGCGUCAGCGAGCUGGGCCUGGGCUACGAGUCAGACGAGACGGUGCUUUUCCGCUACUGCAGCGGCACCUGCGAGGCCGCCGUGCGCAGCUACGACCUGUCGCUGAAGAGCAUGAGGAGCCGCCGCAGGAUCCGCCGGGAGAAGGUGAGGGCCAGGCCCUGCUGUCGCCCGCUGGCCUACGACGACGACGUGUCCUUCCUGGACGCCUACAACCGCUACUACACCGUCAACGAGCUCUCGGCCAAGGCGUGCGGCUGCGUGUGAGGGGAGAGGGAGGGAAGA